CAACUCACCUUUUCCUUUGGUGAGUAAGGUGUGUUCACGCGAGGUUGUGUGUUCCAUCGGGAAUAGGUCACACAAACCUCAGAAUUUCGUGAAAUAUUCUUGUAAAAUAAAAAAAAAAACAUAAAAAAUCACAAAAAUCCAAAAAAAUAGUAAAAUAACAAAAUUUUAAACGAGAAUCAUUCGAUUUUAGUUAGGAGUACGUAAGCGUGCAACGUGGUCUAAGGAAUGCGAUAGUCGACGUAAAGAGAAAGUGAAGUUGCUCUUGAUUACGGUUAAUGUUCGACAUAAUACCGUCACAGUAAGAUUUUCAAAAUGAAUCCUGGUCCGCCAAAUUAUCCCAUGGCGUCAUUGUACGUCGGGGAUUUACACUCUGAUAUUACCGAAGCCAUGUUGUUUGAAAAAUUUUCAACUGCUGGUCCGGUUCUCUCUAUACGCGUUUGCCGUGAUAUGAUUACUCGUAGAUCCCUGGGCUACGCUUACGUAAAUUUUCAGCAACCUGCCGAUGCUGAAAGAGCCUUGGAUUCCAUGAAUUUUGACAUGAUUAAAGGGAGGCCUAUCAGGAUUAUGUGGUCCCAGCGUGACCCUUCCCUUCGCAAGUCUGGAGUCGGCAAUGUGUUUAUUAAAAACCUUGAUAAAACCAUUGACAACAAGGCCAUGUAUGACACUUUCUCUGCUUUCGGCAACAUUUUGAGUUGCAAGGUGGCCCAAGAUGAAACUGGUGCUUCCAAAGGCUACGGCUUUGUUCAUUUUGAAACUGAAGAGGCUGCCAACAAGUCCAUUGAAAAAGUAAAUGGUAUGUUACUCAAUGGAAAGAAGGUUUACGUCGGCCGAUUCAUUCCUCGUAAGGAACGCGAAAAGGAACUCGGAGAGAAGGCUAAACUGUUCACAAAUGUAUAUGUGAAAAACUUUGGAGAAGAUUUUGCUGAUGAACUUCUCAAAGACAUGUUUGAGAAGUAUGGCCGCAUUACUAGCCACAAAGUAAUGUAUAAAGAUGAUGGAAGUUCCCGUGGUUUUGGAUUUGUUGCUUUCGAAGAUCCUGAUGCUGCUGAGAGGGCUUGCAUGGAGCUCAAUGGUAAAGAACUGGUUGAAGGCAAGCCCUUGUAUGUUGGACGUGCCCAAAAGAAAGCAGAGCGUCAAAAAGAACUGAAACGCAAAUUUGAACAACUAAAAUCUGAAAGAUUGACUCGCUACCAAGGUGUAAACCUCUAUGUUAAGAAUUUGGAUGACACUAUUGAUGAUGAACGCCUACGUAAAGAGUUUGCUCCAUUUGGCACCAUCACCUCUGCUAAGGUAAUGUUGGAAGAUGGCCGCAGCAAAGGCUUUGGGUUUGUAUGUUUCUCAUCUCCAGAAGAAGCUACCAAGGCUGUCACUGAAAUGAAUGGCCGCAUUGUUGGAACUAAGCCAUUGUAUGUGGCUUUAGCCCAACGUAAGGAAGACCGUAAGGCUCAUCUGACGUCUCAGUACAUGCAGCGUAUGGCUAGUAUGCGCAUGCAGCAGAUGGGCCAGAUAUUCCAACCAGGUGGUGCUGGAGGAUACUUUGUCCCUACUAUUCCACCGGCUCAGCGUUUCUAUGGCCCAGCCCAGAUGACACAGAUAAGGCCUUCUCCUCGUUGGACUGCCCAGCCGCCUGUUAGACCGGGCACACAGUCUGCUGCUUCUGGCUAUCCAAAUAUGCAGGCGCCAUUCCGUCCAGCACCAAGAGGCCCAACUCAAGCAGCAAUGCGCACAUCUCUUGGAGCAAGGCCAAUCACAGGCCAGCAAGGUGUCCCUGCCACUGCUUCUAUUAGAGCACCACUUGUCACCCAGAGCGGACGUCCUGCAGGAUACAAGUACACUGCGAACAUGCGCAACCCUCCAGCACCACAACCAGCUGUACACAUCCAGGGACAGGAACCUUUGACAGCCUCUAUGUUAGCCGCUGCACCACUACAGGAACAAAAGCAAAUGCUGGGUGAACGUCUCUUCCCAUUGAUUCAAAGAAUGCACCCUGAUUUGGCUGGAAAGAUUACUGGAAUGCUUUUGGAGAUUGACAAUUCUGAGCUUCUUCACAUGCUGGAACAUGGAGAAUCUCUCAAAGCUAAAGUGGAUGAGGCUGUUGCUGUGUUGCAGGCUCACCAGGCUAAGCAGCAAGCCACCAAGAAGGAGUAAUACCAUUUACAUAUUGCUAAAGUAAAUACAAAGUGACCAGCUUUUAAUAGUAUAUUAAACAACUACAUAGUUCUGUUUAAAGCUUGAAUAUUGAACUCAACUAUUAUUAGACAUGUCCCGCUCAUAUAAAAAAAAAUAUAUAAAAUAAAAAUUGUAAAAAUAAAAAAGUGGAUUGCACCAUUCCAAAAUAUUAAGACUAUUGGGAGUGCAGUUCCGCAAACAAAAACAACGCAACUACCUACCAAUGUUUCUAUAUUUGAAAGUUAUACCACUGGGCUCUUUGACUAUGUAUUUACAUUGACUAAGAAGUUUGCUUUUAGUUUUUUGUCAUUGGAAAUAACAACUUUUCUUUUUUAUGUAUCUCAGUUGGCUUUUGUUCUUGCAUUAUCUUUCUUUCUUUAAUCGGUUGUACAUUGGAUUUACCUCGGAUUGUAAACUUGGUCCCCAAUGUCACUGAUUGAAUAUUCCUUUGUAAUUUGUUACAUUAUAUUCUGUGGAAUAUUCAUAAUAAAAA
Cydia strobilella is the source of this 2662-nucleotide messenger RNA. RefSeq names its product polyadenylate-binding protein 1 (gene Pabp). Lineage: Eukaryota; Metazoa; Arthropoda; Insecta; Lepidoptera; Tortricidae. Bases 313 to 2148 code for a protein of 611 amino acids. The transcript is spliced from 3 exons. Gene Ontology annotation, molecular function: mRNA 3'-UTR binding; poly(A) binding; poly(U) RNA binding. The record is from RefSeq and is a predicted model, not a curated record. Gene Ontology annotation, cellular component: nucleus; ribonucleoprotein complex; cytosol.